GAUUCAUGUAUUUAAUUUUUUUUUUAAAUUUUAAAAAAUAUUUUUGAAUUACUGUUAUUCUCAGUGGGUUUUCUGGGACUUUAAGGUACUGACUCUUCUGGGUCUUCUUGGGUUAUGGUAUUUCCUGCGUAAGCUCUGUUGCAGAAGAAAAACUCCGCACCCACUGUUCUACAUGUAGAAAAACUGAAAGGGGACAAUUGAAAUAGUGUUUGCAAAUAAAUCUUCAUUUUCGUUGGAAUUUUUUUUAUAUUUUCCAAGGGGUGUUUCUGUUUUUUUUAUUUAUUUAAUUUUACUCGUUGGAUUUCUGGGGAAUAAAAAGCUCACAGAUAUGGGAAAGCAAGGACCUUGCUGUCACUGUGGUAUUACAAGCACCCCACUAUGGCGUAAUGGGCCUCCAGAAAAACCAAUUCUGUGCAAUGCAUGCGGGUCACGAUGGAGAACAAAAGGAACAUUGGCAAACUAUACUCCUAUGCAUUGUAGGAGUGAUCUGGAUGACUCUGACAACUUCAGGGGUUUCAAGGGAAAAUCUUUAUCCUAUAGAAACAAAGAAGAAAAGGGUUUUAUGAAACGAAAGCAGAAUCAUUAUUAUCCAAUGGCUGGAGUUCCUCCGGAUCAUAAUCCCGGUUUGCACAGGCUUUUAGAUGAAGAUAUGAGCAACAGGUCAAGUUCUGGCUCUGCCGCCUCAAACUCUGAGAGCCUAGUGGAACUUGGUGGUACUGAAGUAAGUGAUUUGACUGGUCCCCCUCAGCCUAAUGCGUGGGAUUCAACAGUGCCUUCAAGGAAGCGAACAUGUGUCGCUCGCCCAAAGCCUUCUCCUGUUGAGAAGCUCACCAAAGACCUGCACACUAUCUUACACGAGCAAGGAUCUUUUCUCCUUUCUGGGUCUUCUGCAGAGGAUUUGCUGCUUGAGAGUGAUAACCCUACCAUGGUAUGUGUUGAGAUUGGCCAUGGAAGUAUGCUCAUUCAGCACCCGUCUUCAAUCGGCAGAGAAGAAGAAUCCGAAGCCAGCUCUCUAUCUGUAGACAACAAAACCCACCUUAUAAACGAGGCAUAUUCCUGUAUGGCUACUCCAGUUUAUAAAAACUAUAAUGACAAAAGGGGUGUCAUGAAUUCACAAAAUGUGGGGAGUGAAAGAGGCAAGCAGCAUAUUGGACAAGGAAUUGAGAGUGAGCUAGUGAAGAGGGAAAAGGGUCACCUUGAAGAAAUGCAGAAUCUAAAGCAACUCGAUUCGCCUGUGGACCCGAAAGGUGUAAAUUAUAAACAUAGCAAGAUAUGCUAUGAAGUUGCUGGAGGGCCGGAUGACAUUGGCUCAGUUAAUAUUAAAAGAUCACGAGAUGGACAGAAUCAAAAGCCUCCAGUAGCAAAGGCGGCGAUGAAGAGUCCCAUGAAGGUGACAAUCAAAGGCACCCACCAAGAACACAAGGAACCCAUAGAGAGCGAUGGGAAUUGCUUCAGCCCAAAACAUCUGUUUGCAUUGCCGCCUGAUAACAGUUCACUUGUCUUUAACUCUUGUGGAUUUACCACUGAAAGUUCUGAGCAAGACUUGCUGCUGGAGGUGCCCUCUAACAGCUCCUUCCCACAAGCAGAACUACUGGCGACAACAAGUUCUUGUGCACGAGCAAGUGCUAGUAGUAGUAGCUGUCUUUCCCCGACUCGUUUGGAUAUGCCGUUGAACCAAUCUUUCAUCCAUAGGCCUAUUGAAGAGUGACCCCCAUCAAAUUUACUCAUGGUAAACUUCUUUUUUACCUUGUCUUUUUUUUUUUUUUUUGCAAAAUAUAUAUUGCUGAUACCU
Molecule: messenger RNA, 1792 nt
Organism: Cuscuta campestris
Lineage: Eukaryota; Viridiplantae; Streptophyta; Magnoliopsida; Solanales; Convolvulaceae
Source: the annotation of a GenBank genome assembly